Caenorhabditis sp. 36 PRJEB53466 is the source of this 1742-nucleotide messenger RNA. Lineage: Eukaryota; Metazoa; Nematoda; Chromadorea; Rhabditida; Rhabditidae. The record is from the annotation of a GenBank genome assembly.
AUGAGUGACUUCAAAGGCAAUUCGGAUUCCAACAAAAAUGACAUGGACUGCGAAAUGGUACGUUAUUUUAUUGAAUUUGGCGAGAAAAACGGAUGUAUCUUGGCUGUCUGCAGAGAUAUCAAAAAGAUGUCAACUGAUAAAAUGUUCAGUAAGAAAUUGUGUACAUUUUAUCAGUUGACCACUUUUCGAUAUCUCCAGCGGCAGCUGAGAUAUAUUCUCUCAAAUAAACAGUAUUCCAGUUGCUUCCGAAAUGUCUGCAAAAGUUGGAGAUUGGGCUGAAGUCGACGGAUCUGCGGGUGUCGUUCGAUGCUCCCACCAAUCAGUUUGUUGUUUUUGGGACAAUAUUAUCUUUCUGCUUCGAAAUAGUAAUAAGUAACUUUCGAAACGUUUUCCUGAUUACUGUGAACACACAAUUCUAUGAGCUUGCAGUUUUCCACAACUACCUCUCUCAAUCUGAAUUCCAGAACGACGUACACGUACAGUGUGGGUUGGGAUGACGAGCUGGGGACCGAGCAAAAGUACCGGGACUUUAUGAAACGGAACAUUCAAGGUCUGUUCAUUUAUAAACAAACUUUUCGGAUUCUCAGUGACACGUUGAAUCUGUCGAUUUUUUCAGAACACAAUACCGAAAUGAUGGGUGCUUCUGAUCCGGUCGACAUCAAUGAGAAGUUGGUUUUUAUACAGUCAAUCCUUCAAAUAUGUCGCUGAUUUUCAGGCCCGCUCCCCUCGAGACGUCCUCGGCUGCCGAGAGUUCCACUUCUUCUCAAAGUACCAUUUGUAGACAAGUUCAGAAGCCGUGCUCCUCGUCGAAAUCGAUUCCAGUGUAUUCGGAAUGGAAGGUCAGAAGCAGCAAGACUCUGCCGAAGAGAACGGACGAUUCUCUCGUGAUCCGUACGAUUCAGUCGCCGAAUGAUUCCAAGAAGAGGUAAGGCGCAUGCGGAGAAGUUUUAUUUGAUCGGACUCUCAGACCGUUUUACCGAGUUUCAAAUGAAAAGUAUCAAAAGUCUCUGAGACAGACAGUUUCAGUAACUCCUCCGUCUCUUCCUCUCCGAUCUCCUCGACUCCCUCGAUCUCCAGCCGUCUGUCUCCGUUCAUGUUCUCCGUUUUCGCCAAACCGCCCGUCAUCUACGCGACCGAUUCGUACUCGGAGUCUUCCGGAUCCUUCUCUCUGGUUUGGCCCACCGGACCAUGAAAGAUGAAUUAGAGGGGGGAGUUGCAGGAUGGAUUGCAGAAGGUGCUCGUCAAGUUGGUCAUCAUUGAUCAGGGGCGAUUCCGCGGCAAGUUGAGGUGAGUGGCUGCGCAUUGAAGGAGCAUGCACACGGUCUCUAAAUGUGAUGUACAGAUGGAAGAGUGCGUGUUUCUCGUCCAUUUGUGAACGGAAAUUCUCAACAACAACAACAACUUCCAGACCGUUCUCGCAAACGGAGGCCGGCGGUUGUGAUCGUGUGCAGGCGGUGCUGAGCCGUCUGCUCCGCGAGCAUCCCACUCUCUCCUCCUCUCCGUCCACUUCUCCCGCUCUCUAUUUCGCUUUCCGCGCCGAGGACGGUGCGCAAAAGUUGCGUCGCAUCCGAAACGACGAUCUCCGCCACAUUCUCGUCUCGAAUCUUCCGAAAAUGUGCGUUUUGUUGUUGUCUCAAUUCGACGGAGACAUGCGAUUUUUCAGCCGAAAAAACGUGGUCCUCGUGCUCGACGCGGUCGAUUUCAUCGGAAAGGGCAAAAAGAUUCCGAUUCAAAUUGACUAA